This is a messenger RNA of Striga hermonthica, 345 nucleotides long. Lineage: Eukaryota; Viridiplantae; Streptophyta; Magnoliopsida; Lamiales; Orobanchaceae. The record is from the annotation of a GenBank genome assembly.
AUGGCGAAGUCUUGCAAAGGUUUGGCUAUGGAACUCGUGAAAUGCUUGAGCGAAUCUGACUGUGUUAAGGUUGAAAACAGGCCGUACAGAGAAUGUGCAAAAGAGAAGAGCCCCAAAAUUUCAAGCGAGUGUGUGGGGCUUAGAGAAACAUAUUUCAACUUGGCGGAGCCACCAGUAUGGCGAGGCAUGGGCGGCCGCCAUACCUGGCCGCCGGCGAACACCCCCCCACCCCCCAGUUCUGUGAGUGUCCAGACGAGGAUCGAUCGGAAUCUUGACGGAGGUUGCCGGAGAGUUCAUAAGGGUUCUACUGAUUUCGCCCAAAUUCGUGAGUCUUCGAGACCCUAA